Molecule: messenger RNA, 1479 nt
Organism: Ctenopharyngodon idella (grass carp)
Lineage: Eukaryota; Metazoa; Chordata; Actinopteri; Cypriniformes; Xenocyprididae
Product: ubiquitin-conjugating enzyme E2 A-like
Exons: 6
Coding region: 320-778 (152 amino acids)
Biological process (GO): DNA repair; proteasome-mediated ubiquitin-dependent protein catabolic process; protein polyubiquitination
Cellular component (GO): HULC complex
Molecular function (GO): ubiquitin conjugating enzyme activity
Source: RefSeq, a predicted model, not a curated record
UGUGGCUGGGCUUAUAUAAUUAAUAUAACAUGCAUAUGUAAAAUUAAAUGACAAAUAUUGCAUUUGUAGAUUAUUUAUAUGGUACAAGUUUCCUUUGAACUACAAUCUCUACAUUAUUAACGAAGGUCUAUAGACGGUUAAUAAUGUACCACUCCCACACAUAGGAAAGUGGUAUCGUCUGCAAUUCCGUGUUGAAAUCCUCCAAGCUGAGCCGAAAAGCAAAUUUGAGUCGAGGACCUUUCAAGUGGAGAAAAGGCACAUAUUAUUGGAACAGUUAUAUCACAAUUUUUUUUUAUCUUACACUUGUACAGUUUAAGCAAUGUCUACUCCAGCACGAAGGCGACUCAUGAGGGAUUUUAAAAGACUUCAAGAGGAUCCUCCAGCCGGUGUUAGCGGUGCACCCUCAGAAAACAAUAUCAUGGUAUGGAAUGCAGUGAUAUUUGGACCAGAAGGAACUCCCUUUGAAGAUGGUACAUUUAAAUUGACAGUAGAAUUCACAGAAGAAUACCCAAACAAACCACCCACAGUUAGAUUCAUCUCAAAAAUGUUUCAUCCUAAUGUAUAUGCAGAUGGAAGCAUAUGUCUUGACAUCCUACAAAACCGUUGGAGUCCAACUUACGACGUGUCAUCAAUUCUUACCUCAAUCCAGUCUUUGCUUGAUGAACCAAACCCCAACAGUCCAGCUAACAGCCAAGCAGCUCAACUUUACCAGGAGAACAAACGGGAGUAUGAGAAGCGUGUGUCAGCUAUUGUCGAGCAGAGCUGGAGGGACAGCUGACCUUACACUGCAGAGCACAGGACUUUGUGUGGUUAUAGUUUAGUUGAGUGAAUUGUGAGGAAGUUUUUUUCUCUCUCUCUCUUUCUUUUUCCUCCCUCUGUAUCCCACACAACUCUCAUACUGUUAUAAUGCACUUUACUCAAAAUCCCUCCCUUUUUCCCUUGGAGAAAUUGUGCUCGGCCAAUAUCACCUGGUCAUUUUCUGUCCAAAAAGUGACUAUACAUUGUGUUAGCCUGGACUAUAUGAUGAUAUAUGCAAGGGCCAGUUUUUUUCAAGAAGAGGAAUCAAACACCUCUGAACGGACACGGUGCCGGUCUGCCAUCAUCGAAUUGUUCAUGCCUCAAUUGGAACUGACCUUCAAGUGAUCCUGCUAUGCUGUUUUUGUGUGUUCUGUUACAUGCCUGGAAGUGUGUGUGUGUGGUUUUUUUUUUUUUUUUUUUUUUUCUAUUCCAUGUGUUAUUGAAUGCCUCUUAUGUACUAUAUUAUAAUAAUACACUUUGAAUUUUGUGUACAGGAUCUGUGUAUGAUCAGUGUCUGUAUUCUUUAAUUUGCUUGUUUUUUGUUUCAAUAUGGUCAAAAAAAAAAUAAUGAAUCAAAAGAAAGAUAAUUGUAAAUACAUUGAAAGAGAAUGAAGAGUAAGGCAUAAUAGGGAUUUUUUUUCAAUGUCUAAAGAGCAGGAAGUAGUAAAUUAUUCAAAGAUG